AAACGCGGCGCGCGCUCCCGCGCUCCAGUUCCAUUUUCAAAAUUGACCGUACAAAAACAAACAUUGCAGGCACAACUUCAUUCUUAACUUUUGUUCGAAAGUUGAACGAAUGAUGAACGAUGAAUACAUUAUUCCGUACAAUGUCUGUUUCUAUCCAGUGAGGCAAUGAAAUAAUAAAAUGUGUUUUUUAAACGUACUACGUUUACACAUAUCACAAAAUCAGCGUCAAAAGCGGCUAUAUAAGCAAUAUAUGGAGCAGUUAACAGGGGCGUACAUUCAGAAAUGUACUGACCUGACAAUGUGGGAUACAAGAUGUAACUACAACGUCAGCACCCCUGAGUGGAGAUAUCCGAUGCCGCGUGAGGAGUACUGGUUCGAGACAGAUGGGUCCUAUGUAUCCAGCUCUGAUAGUGGUCGUUACUCGUCGCCUUGCUGUUCUGAGGUUAUCUUCAAUGGGGGUCAGCAUUUUAGUGGAAAGGGCCCAGGAUACUUCUGUAAACGGUUGUGUUACCCUGGAAAUUUUGGGAGCGGACGAUUAGCUGUCGAGGGUUGGUGGUGUGGCCGCGCCAUGCCAUCUGGCGGCGCGGGGCCUACAGCUUCCGGGAGCACCGGAAGUCGGGCCAACAACGGAGCCCUAGCGCUGCACUACGCCGCCGCAAGAGGUUGUCUCGAUUGUGUCCGGCUGCUUGCCAACACCACACCAGAUGUCUCUGCAAACACGGCUAUGGACAAUGACGUAACACCGGUAUACCUGGCAGCUCAGGAGGGUCACCUGGCUGUGCUGAAGUAUCUGGUGCUGGAAGCUGGUGGCAGGCUGGAUGCCCGAGCGCGGGAUGGAAUGCUGCCCAUACACGCUGCGGCACAGACUGGCUGUCUGGACUGUGUUAAAUGGAUGAUUGUAGAACGCGGCGUUGAUCCGAACGCUCGCGACGGUGAUGGGGCGACGCCACUCCACUUCGCAGCAUCAAGAGGCCAUCUAUCCACAGUGCGGUGGUUGUUGCGUCACGGCGCGAGGUUACACCUGGACAGACAUGGGAAGAGCCCCAUCAACGACGCCGCCGAGAAUCAUCACUUGGAAUGUCUGAACGUGUUAGUGGCUGCUGGCGCAUCAGGUGACAAUAAGCAGCUGGCAUCAUACAAAACGGUCCAUUCCUGUUCCUGUGCACCGGGAGAGGCAAGGUGCGCCCUACCCACCUGUAUCAACGUAAACACUCGAUCACCAUUCUUCCUGCACGGACCUGAACGCAGAGUCUCUACAGAGCGGAGGGGGUCCGUAUCCUCGACAGUCGGAUCCAUCAGCUCAGCUAGAUCAGGACCUGCUGACGGGCUCUACGUUAAUCCCAUGCAACGCACAGCAAACACUCAACACUGCUCUUCAGGAGAGGAAAGUUCAGCAUGUUCAGCAUCAGACCCAGAUUCAGCAGCCCGUGGCUGGUUCCUUCAUGGCUCCAACAAUACCUCGGGAGCGCCAGCUGCGCUUUAUCAGCGAGUUAGGGACUUGUUCCACACACGUUCUCCUGGGCCCAGGGUACCGGCUGAAGGACAAGAGGCACCUAUAAUGACAGUAAAAGCUGAAAUACAUGGCAAUAAAGAAGUGCCAGCAACUCAAGAAACACAGGAGCAUACUGAUAGCGACAGUGGUGCAGAGGCAAACCGACGUGACCAUCACUACGAAGAUAUCUAUUUGGCGAGAGAAGAACAACAGAGGAGAAGGAGCAGUUCCCGUGACUCCGGGAGUCACAGCCGGCCUGGCAGUGCUGCUUUGGUUGUCGACUACGAGACCAAAGACAACAACAAUGACACAUCAAACAAGAACUACGAGGAAGUGUCGCCGCCGGUCUCCGAGACGCAAACCAAAUCAACAAUCGCCACUAAGCUUGCUGCGCUCACGCAUAAAGCACAGAACUUUGCAAGUCGCCUUUCUUCCGGUGGAAGUCGACGACCUUCCGUGUCUGACGAGAUCAUCAUCACCGCGUCGGCUUCAUCGGGCGUAUCAUCCGGGGGGAGCUCUGGUGAUGAAGCACCGCCGCCUCCGCCACUGCCACCGCCCCCUGCUGUCCUCGAGGAGCCAGCUCUCAAGCCCUCGGAACUCAGGAAUAGAUUAGGCGCAUGCGCACGCCGCGGCUCGCAGUCGGACGACGAGCGCCCACGAGGCCCCAACCUCGUGAACAAGCAUCCCGCGCUCCCCUUCGUGCCUCCAGCCUUCCCCCACAACGCCCCCGACAGCCUAAUCAAACCCUCCGAAUAUUUAAAAACCAUCACGGCGCCCUGCAAGAGGGAUGACGCGGCGGAGGCUCGUCCUCCGCCGCCCCCGGCUCCAGAACCUAUCCCCCCACCGCCUCCACAACCUCCCCUAGUCCACCAACCCCUGGCAGCAAUCAGCACCGCUGAACUGACAUCCGUGCGGCUCAAGACGACAGCAACAAAAACGUUAUCAGCGCCGGCACGAUCAGUCAGCCUUCAGUGUCUGUCAACGGCUGUGGAUUUCAAAGCCGCGAAGACGGACCUUAUUGAGGAGCUGAAACUGUCAAAGGAUAUAACUGGCAUCAGGAAGCUGAAGGUGGAACGAGCUAGGAGGGAGAGUCUGCAGGAUAAGGAGACCUUCACGGAGUUCACCAAACGCUUCACUGCCGAUAGCUUUGUGGAUCAGAUCCCGGAGAGAGAUGCAUCUGGCAACGUUAUACCUGCGUGGAAGCGGCAGAUGUUGGCACGGAGGGCUGCCGAGAAAGCGAAGAGAGAUCUGGAAAGAGAGUUGGCGGGCGAAGCAGAGAGACGGAGAGCUGCAGCGGUGCCGGCAUGGAAGAGACAGUUAUUGGCGAGACGUGAGGAAGCAGAAAGCAGAUUGAGACAAUCACUGUACACUCCUAAAGUGGAGGAAACCAACGGAGAGUGGAGGGCGUACCCGGGCGGUGGUCGCGCAGUCUCCAUCGACAACAUCACGCUGUGUUACGACUCACCCGCGACUCCCGCCCGCGCACCCUCCGAGCUCAAGCUGUCCACGGAACAAUGCAACGGCAACAGCAAAGGUCACAUCACAAACGGCAAACACGAAGAGGAGGAAGAGAGGGCCAAAAUAAUUCCAUGGCGGGCACAAUUACGUAAAACAAAUAGUAAGCUAAAUCUCCUCGAGUAAUAACUUUAGUGUUGCUAGGUUAAAAAUGAGUUAAUGCUAUUUUAGUGAGUGUAAUAAUGCUCAUAUUAUCGUCUGUAGAUGUGAAUGUGGCCUAUUAUAUUUUGUAUAGUUUGUAUGUUCGUUUUUUUACAUUAGGUCUGAGUAAAGACUAUAUUACACCUUUCAGAAAAUAAAUAUCAGUGGUAUACCAUAACGAAUCUAUAGAUAUUUGGUUUAAUAUUGUUUUAAAUGCGAAAAUAUUUUACUUUUGUACGUUGGAUUAUAAUCAUCAUUAAUAAUAAAAAAAUGCUCUAAAAUUUGUGCUAAUAUUUUUUUAAAUGUUUGUAAUUUAGUUAGAUACUUAAUUAUAAAUGGUGCUCAAUAUAAAGUUACAUUCCUGUAUUCUAAUUAUGAAUAAUGUAGUAAUAGCACAUUGCAACACAGCAUUUAAGCUGGAAAAUUUAAGGCACAUGAAGAUAUCUAACGUGAAGACUUUUCUUCACUUCACUCUCUCUGUAGAGAAACUUUAUUGUAUUUCUCUAUCUAAUGAUAGAAAAUACUACUCAUGUAGUAUUUUCUUUCUGCUAUUAUUCUACGUUUUCUUUUACAGAAGUAUCCAAUUACAAUUUAUAUUACUUGUAAAUCGUAUUUAACAAUUGUGGUGAGAUAUGUCACCUCACAUUCUUACUUGGAAUGUCAGCGAUAUUGUGUAAUGAGUUGGAUUAGUCUUAAUCAUAUGUUUCGUUAUAUAGAAUUAUCUAUAUAACAAGAUAUUGUACGACAAACCGCUAGUUGCAGAAAGCAUCCAUAAGGUUACUGUUUCAUAAAAUAUAAUACCGUCACUUUCUUUUUCAUUUUGACAGUCAAAUUUAGCAUGUGAUAUUAACUUUAAGAAUGCUUUCUGCAACUAGCAGUAAGAGCGCUUCGCACUACGUCCGAUCCGAAUCCGAAUACCGAUGGUAGUUUACACACUAGAUCCGGCUUCCGUCAUCCGAUUUGUUUACGUCAACCCUUGCAAAUAGUUCUGCGACUACUCCGGACCGUGUUUUCACGGGUACAGAUCGGAUUCGGAUCGAACGGACGUAGUGAGGAAGCGCUCUUAGACCUAUUAAAUGACCGUGACUGAAUCAGUUACAAAGGAUAUUGGUAUUGGCAAACGUCAACUUUCGAAAAAUAGUUGUCGAAAAAUAUAAUAACAAUAAUUCUGUGAAUCUGUUAAUUCUCGGAUCGUAAUAUUCUUAUUCUAUAAAAUUACAAUUCAUUAUUAAAAUCAAAUUUCGUUAUUUUUUUGUUGACUGUUAACAGAAAUAUUUUUGUCUCAUCUCAAUAAUACACAAUAAUGUACCUUUGCAUAGUAUUUUUAGGGUUUAUCUUCCCUUAAUAUUUACAUGUUCUAUUAAUAUGUAGAUAAGUUCCCGUAUCGCAUUCACUGUAAUAUUAUAUAAUAUUUUGUCGUACCAUAUCUUUUUAAAUCUCUAUACAGCGUGGCCCAUUAAUGGCGACAUUAAAUAAACAUACGGGUAGAGCUAUCAAACCUUAAUCGUAAAAAAAUAAUUCUAAAAUUUAAAGUAAUUAAUUCAAAUUUCGAAAUUUUCAAACAAACAAAUUAUAUAUUUAGGAAACAAAAAAUCGAUUUCAAAAACUGAAAUGUAUCAAAUAACCAAAAAUUUAAUAUAAUGAUAUUGAUAGGUUUUAAGUCAGUUUAAAAUUAUAAACAGCUUACUUGCUGUAACUAUUAAAGUUGUCUAGCCACGCGUGUCUGUCCGCUUGGGUUGUUUUGUUCUAGACGAAGCUAUCCCGCUCAAAGUCAAGCAUGGCGAGUGUAGGUACUUACUAUUACAUUUUCCUUGGCACCGACUUCAAAGCUAUUAAUAUGUUGCACAUACAAAUAUUUUUUUAAUAAGUAUUAAGGUAAAGGUGUAUUAAAUAAAAUGUUUAGUUUAGUGUAUUAAAUUAAAUACAUUUCAGUUUUUGAAGUCGGUUUUUUUAAACGUAUUUUAAUUUUUUACACUUUUAGUGUCAGUUAAUAAUUAUAAUAUAUAAUCAACCUGAAUGAAAACUCCUAAAAACUCCGUACAUUUUCAUAAAAAAUGUCCAUAAAAUGAAAACUACUGGGCCAAACUUUGUAAAAUUUUUAUGGGACCAAAUGGCAAAAAUUACGUAAAUCGGAUAAGAAAUCUCAGAGUAAUCGGUGUACAUACAUAAAAAACAUACCGAUCGAAUUAAUAACGUCCUCCUUUUUGAAGUCGGUUAAAAAUUUAAUCACCCUUAGUACGUGUUCGCAUACUACGGCACGUGGUAGGUAUCUGUGCCUACGCAAGCGCGCGGCUACUAGAUUUCUUAAUGUUCCGAAAUGAUAGUAUGGGAAAUAUAUUUAUUUAGUUGAAUUAUGUAUUUUAUUUUUGAAUAUUUUUUUAUGAUAACGGUUAAGUAAUUCUACCCGUGUAUUUAUUAUUAAAGUUCAGAAAUAAAUUGUAUAAUGCUGUUAUUGCUAAGUCUACUAAUAUACAUAAAGAUAAAUUCGAAAUUAUAUAGUGUAAUUAAAAUAUUUCUAACAAGGAAGUGAUACCAUUGUUGCAAUAUUAGUGAGUAAGUAUAACAGCUUCGCAGUAGUACAGUCGUUCAAAUAACAUUCAACGAUUGAUUGCAUCUGAUAGUUAUUUAAUUGACUGUUGUGUUUAUAUUUUUGUAUGAAAUAAUAUAUUGUUGCUUUAA
This is a messenger RNA of Leptidea sinapis, 5827 nucleotides long. RefSeq names its product espin (gene f). Gene Ontology annotation, biological process: actin filament bundle assembly. The coding region runs from base 179 to 3133 and encodes 984 amino acids. Lineage: Eukaryota; Metazoa; Arthropoda; Insecta; Lepidoptera; Pieridae. Gene Ontology annotation, molecular function: actin filament binding. The transcript has 15 exons. Gene Ontology annotation, cellular component: cytoplasm. The record is from RefSeq and is a predicted model, not a curated record.